This is a messenger RNA of Anguilla rostrata (American eel), 5421 nucleotides long. RefSeq names its product serine palmitoyltransferase 2-like. Gene Ontology annotation, molecular function: serine C-palmitoyltransferase activity; pyridoxal phosphate binding. The record is from RefSeq and is a predicted model, not a curated record. Gene Ontology annotation, biological process: sphingosine biosynthetic process; ceramide biosynthetic process. Bases 136 to 1842 code for a protein of 568 amino acids. Gene Ontology annotation, cellular component: serine palmitoyltransferase complex. Lineage: Eukaryota; Metazoa; Chordata; Actinopteri; Anguilliformes; Anguillidae. The transcript is spliced from 12 exons.
UUUUCAGUCAUCUUGCCGUGGAAUUUAGAUUUUGAGUGUUGAACGUGGGAGGAGGUAUUGAGUUUGUCCACAUCUCAUUUCCAUCUUAUAUGCACGUUAAUGUAAAUUUUUGCAUGUUCAACUAUAAUAUUAGUUAUGACUAAAAGCUCAGCAAACAAGUCGGUAAAUGGGGAAGUUUGUCACCAUGCUACAAACGGCUUAAAGCCGGGGAAGAACGGCUUCGUGAAGAACCGUUAUUUCGACCAAAAGCAACAGCACAAGUACCGCUACCCCGAGGAGAAGGACCAUCAUAUUGACUGCAAUGGAGGACUGUAUAAGCGGCCAUUCAAUGAAUCGUUUGAGGAGACUCCCAUGCUGGUUGCGGUCUUCACAUACAUGGGUUAUGGCAUUCUCACUAUAUUUGGAUACUUUCGGGACUUCCUGAGGGAAUGGAAAAUUGAAAAAUGCAACAUUGCCAGCGAACGAGAUGAACAAAAGGAUUUUGUACCACUUUAUCAGGAUUUUGAAAACUUUUACAACAGAAACGUGUAUUUGCGAAUUCGGGACAGCUUUAACCGACCCGUAUGCAGUGUUCCGGGGGCCAAAAUGGAUCUGGUGGAGCGAGUGUCCAAUGACUACAACUGGACCUUUGAGUACACGGGCAAAGUGCUGAAAGAUAUCAUCAACCUGGGCUCGUACAAUUACCUCGGCUUUGCUGAGAACACUGGGAGGUGCUCUGAAGCUGCUGCAGAGGUGACCAAAAAGUACGGAGUGGGCGUGAGCAGCACGAGGCAGGAGAUGGGUAACUUGGGCAUGCAUGAAGAACUGGAGAAGCUGGUAGCAAAAUUCCUGGGAGUGGAGUCUGCCAUGACCUUUGGCAUGGGUUUUGCAACAAACUCAAUGAACAUUCCAGCACUUGUUGGCAAGGGCUGUCUGAUCCUGAGUGACGAGCUGAACCACGCCUCCCUGGUGCUGGGAGCCAGACUGUCCAGAUCCACAAUCCGCGUCUUCAAACACAACAACAUGCAGAGUUUGGAGAAGCUCUUGAGAGACGCCAUUGUUCAUGGGCAGCCCCGGACUCACAGACACUGGAAGAAGAUCCUGAUCCUGGUGGAGGGAAUCUUCAGCAUGGAGGGCUCCAUUGUGCGACUUCCUGAGAUCGUGGCCCUGAAAAAGAAGUACAAGGCCUACCUGUACGUGGACGAGGCACACAGCAUCGGAGCGCUGGGUCCCAACGGGAGAGGGGUGGUCGACUACUUUGGGCUGGACCCCCAGGACGUGGACGUCAUGAUGGGGACCUUCACCAAGAGCUUUGGGUCAGCUGGAGGAUACAUUGCAGGAAAAAAGGAGCUGAUAGACUACUUACGUACACAUUCUCACAGUGCUGUCUACGCCACGUCCAUGUCACCCCCCGUGGUGGAACAAAUCAUCACUUCUAUGAAGUGCAUUAUGGGAGAGGACGGGACCACCUAUGGCAUUCAGCAGGUUCGACAGCUGGCGGAGAAUGCGUCGUACUUCCGUAGAAGACUCCAGGAAAUGGGCUUCAUCAUCUACGGGAACAACGACUCCCCCGUCGUUCCCAUGAUGCUCUACAUGCCAGCGAAACUCAAUGCGUUUGGGCGGGAGAUGCUGAAGAGGAACAUUGGGGUGGUGGUGGUUGGGUUCCCAGCAACGCCCAUCAUUGAGUCCAGAGCUCGCUUCUGUAUUUCUGCAGCGCAUACCAAAGAAAUGCUGGACAUGGCAUUGAGCGCGAUCUGUGAGGUGGGCGACCUGUUGCAUGCAAAGUAUUCCCGACGCAGGAUACUUCCCUCGCUGGAUCGAUCCUUUGAUGAAGAGACCACAUACGAAGAGACCGAAGACUGAAUGUCCUCCACAGCAACCAAACGUGCACUGCUCGUCUGAAGCGCUCGGUGAAAAUUCACAGAACCACUUAAUAUAUGGCCUGAGCCCCUUUUACCCUCCUUAUUUUCACACAUGGAGCUCAUGAUGGCCAAGCAGUGUCCAGAGAGAGAGCGCUUUCUGUUUCUUUUCCUUUUGUCUGAAGCACUGUUGGGUUUGUUGCUUAACUUAUUGUGGCCUUUUGUUUAUUCUCUACUGAAGACAGGCUGUCAGUGCGCUUGUAUGCACAAAUUGUUUUUUGUGCAGUAUCAACUCCAAACUAAUCAGAUUGAUACAUUUUAUAAAGAGAGCCAAGAAGAAAAAGAACAAACUGCCCACCUGGAUAUUUUUUAAUUAAAACUGCAGCAACUGCUGUCAGUCCAAAAACCACUGAGGUUUAUCAGUUUCUUUUUCUGUAUCAUUGCAAGUGAGCUUUCUUUCAUGUAGCCUAUCACAUAUCUGAUUGUCAACAGUAUUAUGUACAACUUUCAGUUAUGUAUUUUUGUAUAACUUGAAUUACUGCCAGGACCAGUUUCUAACUUGAAUCAAGGCUUUCUUGCUUAACCAAAGUUUUUAUUUAUUUUUUUCUGGAUUGGAACACAAAUCAGCAGCUUUGGAUAAUGUCAACGCAAAUGACUCCUCUGUGAGCAGCCGUAACUGCUGUCAAAAUCGCUUUCCAAAUGAUUCCACUUAGAUUCCGCUUUUUGAAAAGGGCUAAGACCUGUUAACUAAUUUUUUAUUCUAUUUUCAAAUAGAAAUUAUCAGGAUAAAUUUGUCAUAUAUUUCAGUACGGGACUGAUAUACUUAAAGUGUGAUCAUGUUCAUUAACUCCUACUAUUUCGACAGGUUUUCUUCAACUUACAUUUUGUACUGCCAAGCUUAUCUGUGCUCAUCUGUACUGUUUGUCAGUGGAGCCAGACCGAUAUUUUUAUCGGACAGCCAGUAUCUCAGACCAAUAAUUGCAUUUUUGGACCAUAUCUGUAUCGGAAACCAAGGUCAACAUGUAUGUGGCUGAUGCAUACAACUGAUAUAUAUUUUUACAUAUAAUGCUUCUUGCUGUCUCAUGUGACUUAGAACGUUCACUGCCGAUAGCGUGCUGCCUUUACUCAGUCAGAGAGCAGAGCUGGAGGAAGACUGUUCAAGCUGACGAGGGAGAAUAAGCUAUGAGUCUCUUGCUAGCUAUUUGACUAUUGUCAUAAGUAACACAUAUUAACUUAAAUGUUCCUCAUUUAUUAUUUGUGGUCAGUAAUAAAAGUAUCAGCCUGUUGACUCUCAAUAAUUGUCUGCACACUGCCGAUGAAUGUUAGCUAACAUUGCUGGCUAGCUAACGUCAGCUAACAAUUGACUAGUAAAGUUAUCCCACCAUCUGCUAACAUUAUCAUUCAUGAAAGUGCCAAUGCAGAUGUGAAACAUAUCUUUUGGACAGUGCCCAUUUAGAAUUACCUCUGUAAUUUAGUUAAUUGAGGCAUUUAUUUUCAUAUCGAAUAAGCUUGAUGGCAAGCAGUAGAUAGCAGAGAGUAAGCAAGUCACAAGUGGGCCACUUCAUGCAAAGUUAGCAAGCCAUUGACAUUUUUGCUCCUAGGUUUUCCAGCGGCCUACUGGCAUAUUCAGAACCUUUUUGGGACAUAUACCCGCUCAUUUGCUGCUUGUUUAUCACAUAUUAUAGUCAGCAGGGUACUUUUGGUCCCCGUUUUCUCUUAUUUAUAGCCUACAGUAAACGUAUUUCUAAAGAUUAGAAACUGAUACAAAUCAUGGCUUUUUGUGAAAAGAAUUUUUAAUUCCAUGCAUUGUCACGAUAGACUAAUCACAGCAGAUAAAUCAUCAUAGGUUUUCCCCUCACUGCUGAUUCCCACUGACGAGACGAGAGGAGGCCCUGGCAGGUGCAAAUGCAGAGGAGCUAUGCGUCUUGUUUUAUUAUGUAUCACUAAUUGACUGGCAGUAUUGAUGGCGCGUAAUCGAUUGAUGUUCAGCACACUGAUGUUUACUGAAGUCACAAUGUAAAAUUGGUUGAGAUAAUGUUAAUUAAAAAAUCUUUAAUAAAAGUUGUUUAAGAAAGCAGCAGCCUUCUGAGUACCUGUCAUAUCAGUGCAAAAUUGAUGCACAAUCCACGCAGAAAGGUCUAUUUUCAUUCCAGCUCAAAAAUUCACUGUUUGCUUGCCAUUAUCGGUAUUCUCUGAAUUUUCCCCCUCUAAAAUCGAUGUUGGUCUCAAAAAUCCCACAUGGGUCAGGCUCUACUUGUCACUGCCAAAGACAAAGGGUGUUUUAAAAGCUUUCUAGUCUCUGAACUGUGUUGACCUCGUUGUAAGGGAGGGAUUCUUAAAGUGAUUCACAUCCCCUGGGCGCAUCUUUUUUAUUUUAAGCUUCACUUUUUUUUUUUUUGGAAGAAAAUGGCAGCUCCAAACAAACUCACCAAACCUGCUGGGUUUACAGUUAAAAAAAGGGUGCUGAAUUGAGCAUAUUUCAGUGUUUUGUGACUUGUCUUAAAAACAGGAGUCAUUCCAGAUUUAGUUUAAAAUGACUAGCUUAAUUGUAUGAAUUGGUCUUUACCUAUUGUUCAUACUGUAAUGCAUCAAAGUAUGUCAGAUAUGUAAUGACAAAAAAUAGCAAGUCAACUGAAUUGUUAAGUGUACAAAGAUAUCAAUUUAAAAUUUGAAUGAUACAUGUUAAAGUUGCUUUUUAAAAGUUGAAAACUCACUGCUGGAUUAAUAUUUUCUCUCUAUUCUUUUUGUAUUCUUGUUUGCACUCCAGAGAACAUGGUAUGGUAAUGACAAGCGCAUAAAUUGUGUCAAAACAGUGCAGGUGCUGUCAGGGAAAGUGUAGUAAAUUAGAGGCUUGGAUAUUGGACUGCUUUGAAAAUACAUGUGUGUUGAAAUGUAACUAGCUACCAAUAAUGCAUAGAAAUGAUACUUUUUGGAUUAACACUGUUUACUAGUACAUAUUGCAGACUAUUUGUCAUGUUUCACUUCUUAAAACAAUCUUAUGUUUACUUAUAGUCCUUCUGUUUACUUUGUACCUUUCAAUUUCCCAUCACCCCCCUCCCCCCCAAGCCCCAUAUGCCUGAUUUUCAGCAUAUGCCCUGUGCAUGGCCCUGGUGUGCUACAAAUAUUGUAAUGUCCAAGUAAUAAAUUGGAUAAUGCCCUCCUCAGAUGUGAAACUUACUGGAUUUAUCAUCUUCACACACUUGCUUAACAUGGAGUUCUAUAUAUACCCUUUUGUCUGAGUGUGUAUUUAUGGCUACUGUGUAUUGUGUGUACUAUUCUCAGUGUUUAUACUAUUCUAUAACUUACCUGGCUGUACCGUUUUCUAUUUAUUUAAUUAGUUUGGGGGAGGUAUGUCAUGUUAUUUUCUAUGUCUAUAUUCUGGCACUUAUUUGAGAGGCACUACGCAUAGAGAAUAUAGCCUAUGCAGGUUAUAUGUAAUACCUGUCAGGCCACAUACACCUAUAUUCUUCUGGGCUAGUCUUUGUAAAUGGGCUAGUGAGCAGCACACACGUAUUGUUCCGAUGAAGGCUUGCUAGCCGAAACAUUAACUCCACUGUAUUAAAGCUUUAUUUUUGGAGCACUA